AUGCAAGAAGUAAGCAUUGGCUGUACCCAAGACCGGCUCCUCAACGCCAACGGGGACGACCUCAUGACCUUCUCAGAUACCCAAUGCACCAAUCUCUUCAACGGUCUCAAAGCCACUCACGGCGAAGAUAGUUUCCGCGAAAUCAUGCAGGAAAUGAGUCGCCGCCACUGUGCCGAGUGGAGGCUGCAAAGUCAGAGGAAACAAAACACACUUCCGUUUGUCUUAUGGUGA
Messenger RNA from Penicillium psychrosexuale, 231 nucleotides. RefSeq lists its product as uncharacterized. The record is from RefSeq and is a predicted model, not a curated record. The transcript has 2 exons. Lineage: Eukaryota; Fungi; Ascomycota; Eurotiomycetes; Eurotiales; Aspergillaceae. Bases 1 to 231 code for a protein of 76 amino acids.